This is a messenger RNA of Eremothecium cymbalariae DBVPG#7215, 1314 nucleotides long. It is a transcript of the gene ART10, whose product is annotated as Art10p. Bases 1 to 1314 code for a protein of 437 amino acids. Lineage: Eukaryota; Fungi; Ascomycota; Saccharomycetes; Saccharomycetales; Saccharomycetaceae. The record is from RefSeq and is a predicted model, not a curated record. Gene Ontology annotation, biological process: protein transport. The transcript has a single exon. Gene Ontology annotation, cellular component: cytoplasm.
AUGGCGCCAACGGUUUCUAUAAGGCUACACCCAUCCUGUAAUGGUGAAUACUAUACUGAACGUGAAAUUAUAUCAGGGAGUAUAGUUUUAGAAUUAAAAGAGCUUACGUAUAUCGAACGGUUAACGGUUUCGCUAAGGGGGAUUACUCAGACGACAACUAUUAUAGAAACAGAUAGAUAUCAUGCUCAACAGUCUAAACAAAAGUUAAGAUGGCCAUAUGAGAAAGAUAGAUCAACUCAUGUGGUAUUUAAUGAGUCAAUUAUUUUGUUUCCUUCAAAAAAGGUGUCGGAUGUAUUAGGAGAAGAAGAGGGCGGGUUUGGUGUUACGCAAGGCAGAUAUUGCUAUAACUUUAGCUUCCAACUGGCUGGUAAUCACAAAUGUUUAUCACAACACCAAGCUAAAUAUGAGUCAUUUUUGGAGGGCGAGAAAGCCGUUAUUAAUGGAAGCCAUUUGCCACCUAGUUUUAACGAUUCCAAUAUUGGGAAGAAUCCUGAGAGCGUCGAUUUAUUUUUUUAUUCAUUAGGAAGGGUUCGUUAUGUUCUAAAAACAGAUCUGACAUUAGGAGAACCCCAAAAGUAUUCUUUAGCUCCUGGUUCCUUGAUAGCGGAUACUCAGCUAAUUAAAUUUAUGCCAACGCAAUGCAACUCUUGUACCGAUCCGUGUCAGUAUAUGGUAAAUCCUUCUAGAGCGGUACUAAGUUACUGUUCACCGGAAGUCCUACUUCCCGGCGACGCCGGCAAUGUCACCCUACAGGUGAAUUCCAAAGGUUUAGACCAACUGCAUAGGAUGGAUUACCUGUUUAAACAAAAUACCGAUAAAUUUGAUAGGCUGCAGUUGUUAUUUAACAAACCUUCAUAUGGGCUUGAUAUAAAAUUGGUGUAUCUCCAACUGGAUCUAAUUGAGCAUGUUGACUACCUUGCAAAUAAUAUAAAAAACAAUAAUAUUUCACAACUCACAGUUAUGAUUGAGAAAAUGGAUUAUAAUCUUUCAUUAGAGAAGCUCCAUCAAACAAAAAAUGAUAUGUGGGAGUUACCAAUAGAGUUGGGGUGGAAUGCGAACUUGAAUAGACUAAGGUUCAAUGAAGAAAAUUAUACACAUAGGGGUAACAAGUUGUUUAGCUUUACCAGCUGUAAUAUUGAAAGACGGUUCUGGCUAAAGCUUAAGCUUUCUUGGAAGAUACAGGGUAUGCCAAUUAAUACGGAAGUCAUCAUAGACCCUGUUACGGUGUUUGCUGACGUAGCACAGUCGCUGAUCAUACAGCCCCCUCCGGAGUACGAGGAACCUCCACCGAAGUACGAAGAAAUACUGCCAUAA